Messenger RNA from Nicotiana attenuata, 1365 nucleotides. RefSeq lists its product as uncharacterized. The coding region runs from base 1 to 1365 and encodes 454 amino acids. NCBI's taxonomy places the organism in Eukaryota, Viridiplantae, Streptophyta, Magnoliopsida, Solanales, Solanaceae. The transcript has 2 exons. The record is from RefSeq and is a predicted model, not a curated record.
AUGGCUAACACGACUGGUCAGAUUUGGUUCCUUUGGUCAGGGAACUAUCAAACAAGUGUGGUCGACAAUAAGGAGCGGCAGCUUACUAUGAAGAUGCAAUACACCCCCGCUAAUUGUGAUCUAUAUCUCACUGCAGUUUAUGCCAACUGUACUGAGAAUGAAAAGAGAGAGCUUUGGAGCAGUUUGGAAGACAUCCACACUCACAUCAAAGGUCCUUGGUGCAUUGGGAGUGACUUCAAUGUAAUUCUAGACCCAGAUGAAAAAAAAGGGGGCAAUCCUCACAUAAUGCACAGAAGCUUUGAGUUCAGUAGUUGUAUGGACAAUUGCAAGGUGGUGGAUUUGGGGUUUGUAGGCCCUAAAUUCAUGUGGUGCAACAACUGGAGAGCUAGAAAAAGGAUUUCGAAGAGACUUGACAGAGUCUUUGUUAACGACCUAUGGACCCAACUUUUCCAGAUUAAUAUGGUCAAGCACCUUGGUAGAACUGGAUCAGAUCAUAGGCCUCUCCUCAUCAAAUGUGAAAAGGAACCUCAAGCUGGCGUCAAAUACUUCAAAUUCCUAGAUUUUUGGGCUGAGCAGCCAUCAUUCAUGAACCUGGUAGAAGAGGUUUGGAGCACUCAAGUUCCUGGAAAACCCAUGUGGAGGCUACAACAGAAAUUGAAACUUCUUAGUAAGAGUCUCACUAGAUGGUCGAAAGAGAAGAUUGGGAAUGUUUUUGAACAAGUUAACAUAUGGGAAGCAAAAAUGGUAAACUUGGAAGAGAUUGACACUCUUAACAACACAGAUCAAUCUAGAGAGGAGCUCAAUAAAGAGCAGGCAGAAUACAUCAAGUGGCUAGGUAUGCAAGAUGCCAUCCUUAGACAGAAAGCGCAGCAGAAAUGGAGAUGUAGGCUCCAUCUUCACACGAUCAAGGAUCAUAAUGGCUCAUGGGUCCAAGGGGGUGAAAAUAUUUCAAAGGUGGCUAUGCAUCAUUUCAAGCAUCUGCUUAACCUUCAGCAUCAAUUCAGUAAUCAUGAGGUCCUCAACUGUAUUCCUAAAUGUAUCACUGAGGAAGAUAAUGAUCUUCUCAAAGCAAUACCUGACGAGGAUGAGAUCAGAGAUGCCGUGUUUAGUAUGAAUGCUUCAAGUGAAGCGGGACCUGAUGGUUUUAAUGGCACCUUCUAUCGAAAAUGCUGGAAUAUCAUCAAGAAUGAUAUUGUAGACUUUGUGCAGAACUUUUUCAAUGGCAAGGGCAUGACCAAAUUCUAUAAUCAUACAUGUCUGAUUCUAAUCCCUAAAGUCGACUCCCCAACCAACUUCUCUGAGUUCAGGCCUAUUAGUCUGAGCAACUUCACCAGCAAAAUCAUUUCUAAGAUUCUUUCUAGAUGA